Ipomoea triloba (trilobed morning glory) is the source of this 1843-nucleotide messenger RNA. Its product is annotated as cytochrome P450 CYP749A22-like. The record is from RefSeq and is a predicted model, not a curated record. The transcript is spliced from 4 exons. Gene Ontology annotation, molecular function: iron ion binding; oxidoreductase activity, acting on paired donors, with incorporation or reduction of molecular oxygen; heme binding. The coding region runs from base 1 to 1539 and encodes 512 amino acids. Lineage: Eukaryota; Viridiplantae; Streptophyta; Magnoliopsida; Solanales; Convolvulaceae.
AUGAUAAUCAUCAUAAUUUUCAUUUCUUCUUUGCUGGUGUUAGCUGCAUGGUUGUGUGAAAAGCUAUGGUGGGCUCCUGUUCAUAUACAGAAGCUGAUGAGUUCCCAGGGGAUCAAAGGGCCUUCUUACAGAUUCCUCCAUGGAAACACCAAAGAAAUCUCAGAAGCCAGAAGAGGAAUCACCAGCAAGCCCAUGGAAGACUUGUCUCAUCACAUAUUUCCAAGAAUAUUACCACACAUUUAUUCCUGGAAAAGGCUAUAUGGGGCGAAUUUUCUUUACUGGUUAGGGCCACAACCGGAGCUGGUAGUGACUGAACCAGAACUUGUGAAGGAGAUACUGAGUGACAGAAAGGGGAAUUACCCAAAAAUAGAGCUUCAAGGCUUCAGCAAGAAGCUGCUAGGAGAUGGUGUUUCAUCAUCAAAAGGGGAGAAGUGGGCAAGAAUGCGAAAACUAGCCAACAAUGUCUUCCAUGGAGAAAGCCUCAGAGGUAUGUUUCCAGCCAUGAUCGAAAGUGCAGAAACAAUGCUGGAGGCAUGGAAGGAACACGAAGGGAAAGAGAUUGAAGCUUUUGAGGAGUUCAGGCUGUUAACAUCAGAAGUGAUUUCCAGGACAGCUUUUGGAAGCAAUUACUUGGAAGGGAAAAACAUAUUUGAGAUGCUGAUAAAGCUAACAACCUUAGUCUCCAAGAAUGCUCUGAAUGUUAGGUUUCCAGGGAUCAGUAGAAUCAUGAAGAACAGUGAUGAACUGGAAUCUGAGAAACUUGAGGAAGGUAUCAGAAAUGGAAUAAUUCAGAUUAUAAAGAAGAGAGAGCAGACAAAAACUGGGGAACCAAAAGGCUCUAGAAGAAUAAGAAGUGAUGAUUUUCUUGAGAAACUCUUGGAGGCUAAUAAUCAAGAAAAUGGUGACAAUAACCAAAUUUGCAUACAAGACAUGGUUGAUGAAUGCAAAACAUUCUAUUUGGCGGGGCACGAAACGACGACGUCUUUGCUUGGAUGGGCAACUCUCCUUCUAGCUACACAUGAGGAUUGGCAAGAGAGAGCAAGGAAAGAGGUCAUGGAAGUGUUUGGGCAAGAGAAUCCCACCCCUUAUGGCAUUGCAAGAUUGAAAAUUAUGAACAUGAUUCUUGAAGAAACCUUAAGAUUAUAUCCUCCGGUGCCUUACAUAAAGAGGAAGGUUGAGAAGAAUGUUGUUCUAGGGAACAUAACUCUACCGCCUAAUAUUCAUCUCUACAUUUCACCUCUUGCACUUCAACACGAUCCUGAGAUAUGGGGUAAAGAUGUUCAUAAGUUUAAGCCAGAAAGAUUUGCAGAAGGAGUGGUCAAAGCCACAAACAACCAUCCAAUUGCCUUAUUGCCAUUCGGAUAUGGACCUCGUACUUGUCUGGGCUUAAACUUUGCCAUGGCUGAGGCUAAGGUUGUUCUGUCUAUGAUCCUGCAACGCUACUCGGUUGCGCUGUCUUCAUCUUAUGUUCACUCCCCACUUCAGCUUUUCAUGGUGAGACCAAAACAUGGAGUUCAAGUCAUCCUCCAUAGGAUUUGAUAAGUAUAUUGGAUGGCUCGCAUCUACAGUUGGUUUCUAGAUAAUAAAUUGUGGGUAAGGACACGUAAUUAAACUUGACAACUAUAGUGUGAGUGGUGGCCUCGUUGUGUGCAGUAUAUAGGCAGUGGUUCUCCCACCUAGGAAUGGAGUCUGAUCUAUCCUUCCAUUAUUUUGUCGGCCUUGAAUGUGGGACUUCAGGAAGGGAAUUUCGCAUUUUGUAAGCAUGUCUAGUGCAGUUUGUAAGCAAUAAAAUUGUAUAAUGAGGGGACAUUUUAGUGAAGUUGGUCAAACUAGGCAAAUUAUA